CAGGAAGCCAGAAGUCUGAGCCGGUUGAAGGGACGUGAAGGCAUCACCGGCAGCUCACACAGCGGAGGCUCAUUAACAGAUCAGGGAGGAUGGCAGGUCUGUGGAGAUCCUACCAGGCCCUGAUGAACAGAUACCCCUGGACAGUCCAGAUAGUGACGGCUGGCUCUCUAGUGGGCGUCGGUGAUGUCAUCUCCCAACAGCUGAUCGAGAGACGAGGAUUGGCUCAUCACAACGUGCGGCGGACGGCCAAGAUGAUGAGUAUCGGUUUCUUCUUCGUGGGUCCAGUUAUCGGCAGCUGGUACAAAGUUUUGGACAAACUGGUGGUUGGAGGAAGUAAAAGUGCCGCCAUGAAGAAGAUGCUGGUUGAUCAGUUGUGUUUUGCUCCGUGUUUUUUGGGAGCUUUCCUCUCCAUCUCCGGCGCUCUGAACGGACUGACGGUGGAGGAGAACGUCACUAAGCUCAAGAGGGACUAUACAGAUGCCCUGAUCUCAAAUUACUAUCUGUGGCCGCCGGUCCAGAUCGCCAACUUCUACUUCAUCCCACUGCAGCACCGGUUGGCUGUCGUCCAGAUUGUUGCUGUUGCUUGGAACUCCUACCUGACCUGGAAGGCCAAUAAGAUAUGAAGAAUGAUCAAGUCCAGCCUGAUGAUGAUGAUGAUUUUAAACUCAUCUGUAGUGUGUGACAUGAGCCGUUCUGGUCUCGUUUACUUGAUGCUACUUACUCUUCUGAUAUUUCCGAUGUGUAAAACUGUGACUGAGUCAUUCAUGAAGGUCGGGAGAAAUGUUUGUCUUCUCUGAAUGACAAAUUCACACUUGAAAGUCAAACUUGCAUUUGCAGAAAUGUCUGUGAAAGUGUGUUAUUUAUGGAAAUGGGAUUUGGCAGUGGUGCCACAGUGUAGCCACACAUACGCACAAACACACACACACACACUCAUAUAUUAACACCUACUGGUUGUUUAAUCUGUUGUUAAUCACUUGAAAUAAUUAACUGAAGGAUUUGUUGAAAGUUAAUUGUUCCAUGUUUUUGUUUUAUUGUAAAGCAAAGUUUAAACUGAGAUUACAUGUUCUUCAUCUCUUUAUUCUGUGCUUUUCAAUACAUUCCACAAUAUUUGAUAAUAUAUUAUAAUCUACUUGAUUUACCCACCUGCCUCAUUUACAUACCUCAGAUUUAGUUUCUGUCUUCCCACAAUUAUUUUUUCUUUUCCAUUUUCAGCCUCGCUAGUGAUGAUCCAGACUAAAAUAUCUCAACAACUAUCCAAUUGGUUGCCAUGAUAUUCAGUACAGAUAUACAUGUUACGUAGUGGAUGAAACCUCUGACUUCUCCUCUAGCGCCACCAUGAGGUUAACAUUUGUUUUGGUGUUAAUUGAAACAACUGUUGGAUGGAUUGUCAGGAGAUUUGGUACAGACAUUCAUAUUGAAAUAUGAAUUGUAAUAUCUUUGGUGAUCUUUGGUUACUGUUGCACAAUCAUGAGGUCAGAUUGUUUAUUUGUCCAGUACUUUGUGUUUACGACAAUCCCAGCAAAACUAAUAAUAUUCACAUCAGUCAUCAACUGUACUUUGCAUUUAGUGCUAGUAAAAAUAAGUUAGCAUGCUAACAGGCUAAGCUAAGAUGGUGAACAUUACACCUGCUAAACAUUAGCAUGUUAGCAUUUAACUAAAGCCUCACAGAGCUAAAAGCAUGACUGAAGACUCUUAGUUUUGUUUAGAUUUUGGUUAUAGAUGAAGAUGAAGCAACUAACAUCAGUCAGGACUCUGGAAACAAGCUGUAUGGUUUCAUGCUGAAGGAGCAAUAACAAAACUUGAUAUUAAAAGUCAAAUUCGUUGAAAUAUUUUUGAAUUAAGCUGCAUUGAAGCUGCUAGAAAUUUGCCAGUAAACAUUUUGGACUCAUUGAUGCAUUGUUGACAAUCAGAGUUAUAGAUCUUUGCUUAAUUAUCAAUGUACAGAGUCUUUUUAUUCACAAUGUGCACAUUUUUAAUAACAUAGACCUCUUUGGGGUAAACACUAAUAAAGUUUUACAUGUGGUGAUGUCAA
Molecule: messenger RNA, 2032 nt
Organism: Thunnus maccoyii (southern bluefin tuna)
Lineage: Eukaryota; Metazoa; Chordata; Actinopteri; Scombriformes; Scombridae
Gene: mpv17
Product: mitochondrial inner membrane protein MPV17
Exons: 8
Coding region: 90-623 (177 amino acids)
Cellular component (GO): membrane; cytoplasm
Source: RefSeq, a predicted model, not a curated record